UUUCAUACAUACCUGAAAAUGGCCACGAAGAGAAUCCCUGUCAUCAUCGACACAGAUCCUGGAGUGGAUGAUGUCCUGGCGAUCUUGCUGGUACUAGCUUCCCCAGAACUUGAGAUCUUGGCAUACGUGGUCUCCUUCGGAAAUACGGAUGUUCACGCCGCAUAUGAGAACAUAUAUAGGUUAUAUCAAGCCGUUGGUCGUCAAAUCGCUUCGCAUCCCGAAGACAAAGCACGAUUUCCCAACUUUUCCCCGGAAGUACCCCCUAUCCUUGUCUUGGGCCCUGAUGGUCCGCUCGAGGGAGGACGUCACCAUGCACAGUACUUUCAUGGUAGGGAUGGUCUAGGUGACGUCUCCCAAAGUCAUCCGGACUUGAACGUACACUCGGAAGACAGAAGUAAUGUCUUUCGUGGGAACUUUUCAGUCACGACGAAGUCUGCAGUAGAGGUCGUCCUAGACUUGCUGCAGUCCAAACCAAAACGAAGCAUAACCUACAUUGCCCUCGGGCCUCUCACGGGGCUUGCACUACUUCUGCGCGGACAUGGGGCAGUCGUACGGGAGAAUAUUGGUCGAGUCGUUAUCAUGGGCGGUGCUUUGGAUGUCCCAGGAAAUUCGACCCCUGUAGCAGAAUUCAACAUAUAUGCAGACGCGCAUGCAGCUAACGAAGUGCUUAGCUUUGACACCUCAGAGCGCGGCCUCCCUCCAAACAGGGUGGUUUUACUUCCUCUGGAUAUCACAACCGUUCAUGAACUUCGGUUCCCUUUCUACGUCAAGCAUAUAGAUCCGACUUUUGAAUCGACUCGCAAACCAUCCGUUGCAUCUACAAAGUCACCUCUUGUUCAUUUUUCGAGCGCUUUCUUUGAACGGACUCGAGAGGUUAUGAUAGAAUUUGGAAAGGACGCCAUGGAACUACACGACAUCGUUGCCAUCUGGUGUGCUCUAGAAAACCCUCCAGAUCCGACAGACAACGACGAUGGCCUGCCGGUCAUGUCCUCUAGCUGGGUAGUCGUGAAACGCAAGUUUGCUAUCGAGAGAACCGGAGAGCUUACAACAGGGAUGAUGGUCGUUGACCGAAGGGAUGACCCGACGGCAUACGCUCCUGGUUCGAACCGGGCCCAAGUUCAGUCUCUGUUAGAGCGGUAUCACCAGUCGCAUGGCCUACUGGAGUCGAUCGCACUGCCGGCGCAGGUGGAAACUGAGGAUCUCAUCCUUCCAAGCUCUAGGACCAUUUCACGGAGUGGUAUACCGUGUGUGGUGCAGACUCCAGGUGCGGAUGCACUUCUAUGUCUGUUAACAAAAAGAGUAUGGGGAGUUGAUGUCUGAGUGAGCGACAAUAUGGUUGUCCAUACGUUGUACGUGUUCACCAUGGAGCAGUGGUUUCGGAACUGGGUAGUCAGUCACACGGCAACGAGGCAUAUACGAGGGUGCUAUACAUCUUUCACGGACCAUUUGAAGCAGUAUGUCAGCACUGAUGCAUCGUGGACCCGGUUGAAAGCAAACUACCUG
Messenger RNA from Pisolithus orientalis, 1503 nucleotides. RefSeq names its product nucleoside hydrolase. The coding region runs from base 19 to 1320 and encodes 433 amino acids. The transcript has 8 exons. Gene Ontology annotation, cellular component: cytosol. The record is from RefSeq and is a predicted model, not a curated record. Gene Ontology annotation, molecular function: purine nucleosidase activity. NCBI's taxonomy places the organism in Eukaryota, Fungi, Basidiomycota, Agaricomycetes, Boletales, Pisolithaceae. Gene Ontology annotation, biological process: purine nucleoside catabolic process.